Molecule: messenger RNA, 1491 nt
Organism: Suhomyces tanzawaensis NRRL Y-17324
Lineage: Eukaryota; Fungi; Ascomycota; Pichiomycetes; Serinales; Debaryomycetaceae
Exons: 3
Coding region: 1-1491 (496 amino acids)
Source: RefSeq, a predicted model, not a curated record
AUGCCCCUCCCGUCACUCCCUCUAGGAAUUGACCUCCACACGGUGGUCAUCACGGUAGUGGCAGUGGUGGUCAUUGACUACAUCUACUCCCAGUACAUCGAGUCGACCAAGGACGUCAACGACUUGUACCUCAGUGACCAGUCGCUCAUCGAAGCCACUCGUCUUCCAAACGAGUCUGCCAUUUACAAAAGCAACAAGUUGGACCAUUCUCAUGGCUUGCGCAUUGGUCUCGACAUUCGCUACGACCACUACAAGGUCAGACACGGCAACCUCUGUGAUAUCUGGCAAAUAGUCAUGGACAACGCCUCCAACACCUCCAACUUGAACAUCGACAACCAGCCCCUCCUUUUGCACGCCCUCAACCACAGAAUCGCCCGACUCGGUGACUACUUGCGUGCAAACUCUAUCACCUCCAUCAAGAUCAACGUACGGUUUUUUUUGGUCAACCAAGACGUGUUUGUGGCCAUAUUUGCCGGGUUUUUAAACCAGGUGACGGUGGAGUUCUACGACGACAUCACCAACUUGCCUGCGAAUGCCGAGGAUCUCAACAAUUCGCUUAUUGUGGUUGAUGACAGCGAGCAAGCCUAUAUCCACGAAACCACAGCUACCUUCGACAACGAGUACAAUUUUACCAAGGACAAAGGAAUUGCCCUCAAAAUCACUCGCAAGAUCAACAACAAGGUGCUCUCUACCAUCGAAUUCACUCAAUUGAAUCUUAUUAGUGCUGUGGCUUCCACCUUAAAACAUCUCCCAUUAACCAAAGUGGUCGACUCCAAUGACUCGUUCUUAAUUAUCAACGAUGCCUUGGCUUCAAAUGACCAUAUGCUCAACAAUUUGACAAAACUUAUGACUGGUUUCAUAAGUAAUAGUCAAAUCACUUUGUUAAACAAACCCUUGGAUGCAGUGAUAUCAUGGGAUACCAUCUUUGAUCUCAAUCCAACCAUCGUAUCGGUUAGUGAGGCACGGUUGGCGAAGAUGCCAAUCGACUCUUACCUUGAUCAGCUCAGUUGGUACACCAAGUUCUUCUUCAAUCAAAAAUUAAUAUAUGUCAACAAGUCCUUGAAGAAUUCUCCCGAGAUCCCCAUGUCCAAAUAUAAUACCAUGAGAUGCUUGUUCUCAACCAGGGUUAUCGUGGAGUCUGGCUACUAUAAUAUCAUUGGCCCGGUCAUAUUGACCGACUUCUAUGACUACCGUUUAAAUAAUGUUUCUAAUUUGAAGUCUUUUGGAUGCAUUUCACAAGCCAUGGAGAUCAAAUUGAUCAAUGUUAAUGCCAAAAACGUUGGAAAUAUAAUGGUUAGAGGAUACAAUAUUGGCAAGACCACCACUUGGUUGGUAGGGACUUCCAAUGAGACAACGGAGGCUAAUUUGCUUGGUGAAUCCUUGUUACGUCAUGAUCAAAACAAGCUGUUUAUGAAUCAGAACAAUGGAUUCAUGACCUUGAACGAUUCCACCGGAAUUUGGGGAAAUGAUGGUUGCUUGUAUGUAGUAUAA